Messenger RNA from Paramecium sonneborni, 784 nucleotides. The record is from the annotation of a GenBank genome assembly. Lineage: Eukaryota; Ciliophora; Oligohymenophorea; Peniculida; Parameciidae.
AUGCUGAAAAAAAAUACAAGUCAUAAUAGAUUAGGAAUGACAUAUAAUUUGACCUCCAUUGAAGAAAGAAUAAGGAUUAUGGAGUUAAAGAGAUUAGGAAAGAAGUCCAAAGAGAUUGCAUAAAUUAUGAACAAAAAAAUAAAGUCGAUUGAAUCUAUUAAAAGAAUAGAAAGACAAUCAUAAUACAAGGAAUUUAAAUAGAAGGUGAUUUAAUAUGGCUUAAAGUUAUCCUAAUAAUAAAUUGAUCCUGAUGUAAAAGUCUGAAAUAUUUUAGAUAAUGAAUAAGAAAAAAAUUAUCAAAAAGGUUAGAAUAAUUAUUAAUUAAAUCUUAAAUCAUAAUGAUGAGUUUAGAUUAUUGAUUCCUAUAAGUAGAUAAUCUUCAAAUUAGAGAAGAAUUAAAGAUAGCAUUGUACAAAUUGUUACAUAUCAUUUAUUAUCAAAUAAAAAUACUAGUGACGAUAAUAAAUAACAAAUUAAUGAUAAAAAUGAGAUUUAUAUUCAACAUAUUAAAAAGAAUAUUGAAAAAUAAUAAUUCUCAAAUUCGAAUCAAGAAUCUUCAAAAGAAGAAAUAGACAUUGAUGAUUAUUAAAAUUAUUUCACCAUUGAUCUUGUGACACCAUAGCAUCUAAAUUUGGAAAUGAAAAAAAUAAAUUUCUUUUAACAGUAUUAAAGAUUUAGUGAAAUCAAUCAACUUGAAGACUCAACAACAACUUAUGAAAAUAACAAUGAAAAAUUUAAAUAACUUGUCGAUAAGUCUUCACAAACCCAUGAAUUUGGAUUAUGA